Epinephelus lanceolatus (giant grouper) is the source of this 1206-nucleotide messenger RNA. Lineage: Eukaryota; Metazoa; Chordata; Actinopteri; Perciformes; Serranidae. The record is from RefSeq and is a predicted model, not a curated record.
AUGUGAAGAUACACAGUGAAGACAUAACAUAAUCCUAACACAGCAAAGCCUAGACUUGAAACUAACGGUGUCCCGACAUCCCGGGGACUAACGUAUAAAAAUUGCUACUGGGACACAAAGAUGAUGUGUUUGGGAAAUUCCGGGACAGCAAAAAAAAAAAAAAAAAAGUCAAAGCAUUAUCGAAAUGGGUGUUAUUUACAACAUCAUUACGUAUGGAUAUCUAGAUGUCGCUUUUGUCGCUUGAAUAAGUAAAAACAGCAAAAAUACAGUGGAUUUUGCUGCAUCUGAUCUGGCUCCACACGUGCACGCAUGCAUACACACGGAACUCAACUCACUGCAUGACGGUCACGCUGGGUGCCACUCGCCAGCUAUGCUCGCCACUCCACAUCAGAGCACAGAACCUAGCAAUGCUGAGAUGGUUGAAACAACUGAUGCAAGCUCCUCCAGUGCCGCUCCAGUUGGAGUAGGAUGCGACACUUGGCGUCGGGACUCUGAAGACGAUGUUUCAUCUGUUUCUGCCCCUGUGAGGGAUGGACUGACAUUGCAGAUGGUGUCAGAUGGACUGCAGAAGACGACCCUGGCUCUUGUAGCCAUGCAGAAGUUUUUCCGCAUCCUACACCUCAAAGAAUUCUUCCAAGACAAGCAGAGGGAGAACUCUCCCCAUGUGGUCAGCAUUCAAGACACCCACGGGGCGGCCCCCACCAGCGGCACAGGGACUAGGGACGACCUGAACACCACCCAGCGCACCUCUACUUCAGAGACAGUCCCAGGUCAGCAUCUGAAGCAGUUCCUGGAUGAAGUGGGACCUUUUCCCGGAAACACCUUCUCUGGUGUAAAACUCAGCAGGAAACAAGUGGAUGAUGAUGACUUCCACAAAGUGAAAUAUAAACUAAUCAAUGGCUUCUGUGACAACCUCACCAUGCGGUUUGUCAAUCUUGAUAUGGGUGUCUUGAAGGCCGCUGCCACCAUGUUUGACCUAAGCAACUAGCCUGAAGACAUCACUGACCUGGCCACCUUUGGCCUGGCCAAUGUUGAGACUUUUGUCACUCACUUUCAGAAAACUGAUGGGUUACAGGGAGCUUUGUGUAAAACUGUAUUCCCGAACGGUCAAUCUAAGUAACAAAACUUUUGAAAAAGCCAAAUGAAUUGAGAUCUGUCAUUUUUUUAGAACUCAACUAUUAGGGUUUCCAAUCCUUUUUUCCUGUU